AUGGCUACAAAUCAAGCAAUUGUCAAAGUAACAAGUUCUGUUUUUAAUGCAUUAGAUAAAAAUAAAAAAUGUAACACCAUUUAUUUGGACCUAGAAAAAGCUUUUGACACGGUAGACCACAAAAUUCUUAUUUAUUAUCUAGGAAAAGUGGGAAUUAGGUUUUCUGCACUUCUUUGGUUUAAAUUAUAUUUAAAUAAUCGAAAACAACAGGUAAACAUAAAUGGUGCCAUGAGUGAUGAGGAAAUAGUCUCGUAUGGAGUUCCUCAAGAUACCACUAUAUCACCAAUACUGUUUAAUAUACAAAUGAGCAACGUCUUCUUAAUCCCGCUUAAAAGUGAAAUCGUAUGCUAUGCAUAUGAUACGGUUCUUAUAUGUUAUAAUGAAAACUAG
This is a messenger RNA of Cinara cedri, 390 nucleotides long. The record is from the annotation of a GenBank genome assembly. NCBI's taxonomy places the organism in Eukaryota, Metazoa, Arthropoda, Insecta, Hemiptera, Aphididae.